UAGCUUCUCUCAGUACCAGCAGUCGCUGCUGCAGCGGAUGGACGCGUACAGUGGGCAGCCACAUCAACGAGGGACUGCUUUACUAUACAGUUAGCUUUCUAUCGGAAGUAGCGACAUUUUUUUUCAACCUGAGGACAUUACAUCUGGGUGAAGAAGCAAUUUUUCUUUCUUUUUUGUUUUAAAGAAGUCGAUUCGCUUCCCUUUUCUUCGCCCCAACACACACACACAAACAGAUCGAUUGCCCGUCGUAUGAAAAAGGGCGUGUGUUCGGGGUGAGGGGUAGUUUGUUGAAGAUUUCAUGUGGGUAUAUAUGGUGUGUUAGAUAUUUUUUUUUUCCACACCACCUGGGUCUGAAGGACGUAGUGGAGAAUGGGGUGCACGUUGAGUACCGAGGACAAGGCGGCGGUGGAGCGCAGUAAAAUGAUCGACAGGAAUCUGCGGGACGACGGGGAGAAGGCAGCCAGGGAGGUCAAGCUGCUGCUGCUCGGUGCUGGGGAAUCAGGGAAAAGCACAAUUGUCAAGCAGAUGAAAAUCAUCCAUGAAGCGGGUUACUCAGAAGAGGAGUGUAAGCAGUACAAGGCUGUGGUCUACAGCAACACCAUCCAGUCCAUCAUCGCCAUCAUCAGAGCCAUGGGACGCCUCAAGAUUGACUUCGGUGAAGCUGCAAGAGCCGACGACGCCCGGCAGCUGUUCGUCCUGGCCGGCUCGGCGGAGGAAGGCUUCAUGACGGCCGAACUCGCCGGCGUCAUCAAGCGGCUCUGGGUGGACCGGGGAGUCCAGGCCUGCUUCAGCCGCUCGCGCGAAUAUCAGCUCAACGACUCGGCGGCAUACUACUUGAACGAUCUGGACAGGAUAUCCCAGCCCACUUACAUCCCGACCCAGCAGGACGUCCUGAGGACCCGAGUCAAAACCACGGGCAUCGUAGAGACGCACUUUACCUUCAAAGACCUUCACUUCAAAAUGUUUGACGUCGGCGGUCAGCGAUCUGAGAGGAAGAAGUGGAUCCAUUGCUUCGAGGGCGUGACGGCCAUCAUCUUCUGCGUGGCGCUGAGCGACUACGACCUGGUGCUGGCCGAGGAUGAGGAGAUGAACCGAAUGCAUGAGAGUAUGAAGCUGUUUGACAGCAUCUGCAACAACAAGUGGUUCACAGACACUUCCAUCAUCCUCUUCCUCAACAAGAAGGAUCUGUUUGAGGAGAAAAUCAAGAAGAGUCCCCUCACUAUCUGCUACCCUGAAUAUGCAGGCUCAAACACGUACGAGGAAGCGGCCGCCUAUAUCCAGUGUCAGUUCGAGGACCUGAACAAGAGGAAGGACACCAAGGAGAUUUACACCCACUUCACCUGCGCCACAGACACCAAGAACGUGCAGUUCGUCUUCGACGCCGUCACCGAUGUCAUCAUCAAGAACAACCUGAAAGACUGCGGCCUUUUCUGAGCGACGAGGACGACCUGCUUUUGGCGGUGGAGCCAGCUCAUUGUGCAUCUUUUGUAGAGAGGAUGAGAAGAGGAUCAGUGAUGGACCAGUGCUGUACUAUACGCCACUUUUAACAGCUUUAUUUAUGUUUCUGUCUCGGACCAUUCUCAACUAGCAUUAUUACAUUUGUGUAGGCUGUUUGUAUCAAUGUAAAAGCAUCACUUGUCCUUUUUUUAAAAUGUUUGAAUCUUUGUUUUUCAUUUCCAAGGAGUAGGAGAUUUCAGCGUUCUUUGCCGCCAUUUCUGGAAACGGAAACCUUGCCGUUGGUUGGAAAAGCUCCUUUUUUUUCUCUUUUUUUUUCCCAAAACCACAAAACAAGGAUGGAGGAAAGCGGAACAAUUCCGAGUCCAGUUCGUUGGUACCUGUGCCUUCGCAUGCCUUUUACUGCGGUCAUAGUCUCGAUGCUUGUUCUGUUGCCUGCUGAAGUUGUUCUAUACAUACAAACGUAAACUGUUUUCAUACAUUAGUGUCUCUACUAUCUUCUUUGUGCACAUCACUGAGCUGUUAGGAGGGGGAAAAUAUCUGUAGGUUCAAGGCGUUCAACAUGUAGCCUCUUCAGUCCUUCUAGCCCCGCCCCCUUUGCAUUCCACCUGUCAUGACAUUCGAAGGCCUUUCCGGCCAAUCAGAGCUCAACACUGAGAUGUAUAUUGUUACAUUUAGCCCACAAAUCUGGGGCUCUGGUUUUUAAACUGUACAAAAACAUAUAUCAAAUGUUCCCAAUCAUUCAGAAAGCGGUUAGUCAAGGCACUGAGCGUUUAAUAUACUCAAGUAUUUUAAGUACAGAGACCAGGUUUGUCACAUUUUAUUGUAUAUUUUAACAUAUUUUAGAAGAUUUUGGAUUGUUGUAAAGUUGAGGGUGAAGCGAUGUAAGCCAUUUUGGAAUUUUGAGUAUGUGCUUAGAGAUGAAAGCAUUCCCUCUAUUUAAAGAGAAGUGUGACAGUCGGGUUGUUUCUCUGCGGUCCAGAGGAGAGACCACACACACACACACACACACACACACACACAAGUAAACAAGCCCAGGUCUUUUCAUGUAAAGAAACUGCCACAACUGUCUCUGUAUGUGUAUGUUCUUCAUGUAAAGAGAAUCUUUGUAGACUCAUCUCCCUUAUUUUGCUAAUAAAAAACAUUUACAAACCAUUAA
Messenger RNA from Xiphophorus couchianus (Monterrey platyfish), 2614 nucleotides. It is a transcript of the gene gnai1, whose product is annotated as guanine nucleotide binding protein (G protein), alpha inhibiting activity polypeptide 1. Gene Ontology annotation, cellular component: cytoplasm; heterotrimeric G-protein complex. The transcript has 9 exons. Gene Ontology annotation, biological process: adenylate cyclase-modulating G protein-coupled receptor signaling pathway; G protein-coupled dopamine receptor signaling pathway. Bases 370 to 1434 code for a protein of 354 amino acids. The record is from RefSeq and is a predicted model, not a curated record. Lineage: Eukaryota; Metazoa; Chordata; Actinopteri; Cyprinodontiformes; Poeciliidae. Gene Ontology annotation, molecular function: G protein-coupled receptor binding; GTP binding; GTPase activity.